This is a messenger RNA of Sphaeramia orbicularis (orbiculate cardinalfish), 1858 nucleotides long. Its product is annotated as glycoprotein integral membrane protein 1-like. NCBI's taxonomy places the organism in Eukaryota, Metazoa, Chordata, Actinopteri, Kurtiformes, Apogonidae. The record is from RefSeq and is a predicted model, not a curated record. The transcript is spliced from 8 exons. Bases 47 to 1153 code for a protein of 368 amino acids.
UUUUCACACGCGUGCGCAGUUCGUGCAUCCUGCUUAUGUUUUCGUUAUGGCUACUGUUAAGCUAAGUCAAAACGAGCUGAAAAUGACAGGACCUGCGGUUUAUGUUUUAUGUCUGCUUUUUGCCCCAGUCACAUUCACAGAGUCGUCGUCUAGGCAGAUGAAUACGGAAAACAUCCUGAUUAAUGUGACAGCAGCGACAUUGGCAGACACGCAGUUACAGGACUCCAAUAAUUUGCAGAUAAAUCUAAACAUAUCGGUGGGUGAUGAGCAGGUGUUGGUCAAUGACAUCCCCGUGGAGCUGUCAGGGGUCACAAGAUUCAACUGCCAGGCUCUUCUCUUGGAAAGCACUAAUGGCAGCAGUGAGUUUGAGUCUGGAGACGUGGUAUCCACUGUUACCCGGGUCAUGGUGAGCCAGAACCGCCUGUACAGCGACUCCGAGGAGGUGGUGGCUCUGCAGGUGUUCAGUGAAGUUAUAGAGAUGGAGGGCAAAGAGGUGCAGCAGCCUGACAUGUGUGAGGUGAAACUACUGAUGAGUCCAGAUUUCCAGAAGCUCGCACAGUUCACUAAUAUAUACCCCAUCGGGCACAGUGAGAUCUUCAGGGUGCCCCGUGAAAACGAUGUGGUCGUCACAGAUCCACCAAAUCCAAGAAAAGCAGAGGAGCAGGUGAUGUCCCACACCACCAGUCAGUACCCUCUGAAGCACAGCGAGACCACCCAGGAGGAGAUUGCAGCACCGGGGAAGCUUCCUGAAACUCCCCUCCGCAUGGACCCCGACCUGAUGUAUGACGUCAGAUAUGAUGACGAGUACGAUAACAAGGAGACGGGCCAGCCGGAUCAGAUUCAGAUGGAGACUCCGCCCAAAGAAUUUAUAUCCUCCUACUCGGCCAUGUGCCAGUGGGUGGAGCAGGUCCGGGACCGUCUGAGGCACUUCUGCUCCGAGUCCCUGCCGCUCUUCUUCCUGGUCAUGUGGGUGGUGGUGAUCGGCGUUGUUGGAUCAGCCGUCAUCGUCAAGAUCCUGGACUUGUUCUUUCCGACCUGUGAACACAAGCACAUUUUCCACAUAAACCCUGUUACUUUGUUGCCAGAGGAGGAGAAGCACACUCUGCUGGAGAACAUAGAAGUAGAAGCAGAGGAGGAAGAGAAGAAACCGUGAAUGAAGCUCCACUCAUCCAGCUCCCUUUCUCUCAGUUUGCUCUUCUUUGUUCUGGAUACUGUUGUACAUUUUUUGGCUAGCUUUCCCUCCCUUACGCGAACCACUAGGUUUUGGUUUUUCACUUUGAUUUCCUCUCUGAGCACAUGAGUCUACAAACAGAGGGGAGGCUCCCACACUAAAGAGGCACUAAAGUCCGUUUAAAGACGUUAAACUGACUUAACUCAGUUUGUCGUGUAAUGUCAGUGCAUGCGAAUCCCACAGAUUCAGUCACAUGAGAGCGGAGAAGAAAGAAAGCAGUUUGAUAAAUGAAGUUCAUGGGAUGUGGUGUGAGUUGUGCAGACACUGUGGCUUUCACAUACUGAGCAGAAUGUGUGUGAACAGGAAGACACAAACUCCUGCGCUCCGAUUGGUCAAGAAGACUAAUUAAGAAAUUCAAUAAACUUUCACAAAUCUCCCAGAAAUAACCUGAAAGAGCACUUAUAAUGGGAUUUUAAAACACAUGUAUUUAUUAACCCUUCUGACACUUUUUUUGUCCGAUCCCAUCCAUGAAGUAUCUGUUCUUUAUAAAGGUUCAGAAUCCCAAUACUUUAUUAUUCCUGGGGGAAACUGUCGUGUGUUACAGAAAUUAUGUGAUUUUUAUGGAAAGUUUUCAGCAGUAAAGGGGCAGUUUGUUAAAAUGAAGAUUCAAAAGUUAACUCCAAGUAU